Messenger RNA from Adineta steineri, 945 nucleotides. The record is from the annotation of a GenBank genome assembly. NCBI's taxonomy places the organism in Eukaryota, Metazoa, Rotifera, Eurotatoria, Adinetida, Adinetidae.
AUGAAUAAUGUGCGGUAUGAACACACAGCAUCCCUGUUAGCAAAUGGAAAAGUAUUGGUGGCGGGUGGUGACAAUGGUCGAGCUACAGCUAUAAAUGUUUGUGAGUUGUAUGAUCCGUCAAACGGAACUUGGAAAGUUACUGGUAACAUGAAUAAUGCGCGAUAUCGACAUGCAGCAGCCGUGCUAAAAGAUGGGCGAGUAUUAGCUAUUGGUGGGAAUGAUAACAGCGCUGAGCUCUAUAAUCCAUUAAACGAAACUUGGACAAUUACUGGCAAUCUGAAAGAUGCACGAAGCUUUGCCGCAGCAUCCAUAUUACCAAAUGGAAAAGUUUUAGUCACUGGUGGUGAAGGUUUUCUAAGUAGUGCUGAAUUAUACGAUCCAUCGACAAGAACUUGGAGACCUACUGGGAGCAUGAAUGAUGCACGAUCAAUGCAUACAAUAUCUGUAUUACAGAAUGGAAAGGUGCUAGUCGCUGGCGGAUAUAAUGGUCCUAUGCUAAAAAGUGCUGAAUUGUACGAUCCAUCGACAGGAAUUUGGAAAACUACUGGUAGUAUGAAUACUGGACGGAUGUCACAUACAGCAUCUCUAUUACAAAAUGGAAAAGUAUUGGUUACUGGUGGUGAGCGCUCUAAUACUGCUGAAUUAUAUGAUCCGUCAACAGAAACUUGGACAAUUACUGGUAGUAUGACUGAUGGUCGAGAAUAUCAUGCAGCAUCUGUAUUACGAAAUGGAAAAGUGUUAGUUACUGGUGGAGAUUCCUGUUCUAGUGUACUAAAUAGUGUUGAGCUGUAUGAUCCAGUCUCAGGAACCUGGGCAAUUGAUGAUAGUAUGAAUGAUCAACGAGAAUUCCAUACAUCAACCGUAUUAAAAGAUGGAAAUGUAUUAGUUGCUGGUGGAUUUAUGGGUUUUGAUAGUGCUGAAGUAUAUGUUCCAUUAAACAAAUGA